Molecule: messenger RNA, 1645 nt
Organism: Hyalella azteca
Lineage: Eukaryota; Metazoa; Arthropoda; Malacostraca; Amphipoda; Hyalellidae
Product: regulatory-associated protein of mTOR
Exons: 12
Biological process (GO): cellular response to amino acid stimulus; positive regulation of protein serine/threonine kinase activity; regulation of autophagy
Cellular component (GO): cytoplasm; TORC1 complex
Molecular function (GO): protein-macromolecule adaptor activity
Source: RefSeq, a predicted model, not a curated record
GAUUUAGAUAUAUAGGUAUAUAAUAAAGAUGGCAUCUUUAAUAUGAAUCACAAUAUGAGUGAUCAAAUCAAUAAAUAAAAUGCAAUCAUUAUUAGGUAAUCAAACCCUCAAGAUGGUGCAAAGUGAAGAUGAAGGCAAGGAGAGGAAAAGCUUCAGAGAUUCACCACGCCUUUACCUUCUUGGUCCACGUCAUAUUGAUUCUCAGCAUUAUUAUGAAGAAGAGCUGCCACCAUGGAGGUUGAAAGACAGGAUGAAGACAGUGAGCGUGGCGUUGGUCUUAUGCCUCAAUCUGAAUGUGGAUCCUCCAGAUAUAAUUAAAACUAAGCCUUGUGCCAGGCUUGAGUGUUGGUUUGAUCCACAGAAGUGCAAUUUGGCCACAAAACCUAUCAAGCAAAUUGGGAACAAAUUGCAGAAACAGUACGAGACAUGGCAAAGACGAGCAAGAUACAAACAGAGCCACGACCCUACAAUUGAAGAGCUAAAGAAUUUGUGCAUCUCACUGAGGCGCAAUGCCAAAGAAGAGCGAGUCUUAUUCCAUUAUAAUGGCCAUGGAGUGCCUCGUCCCACGGACAAGGGAGAAAUAUGGGUCUUUAAUAGUAAUUAUACUCAGUAUAUCCCCUUGUCGGUGUACGAGUUGCAGCAAUGGCUAACUUGCCCAUCCAUCUACGUUUAUGAUUGUUCCAAUGCUGGCGUCUUACUAAAGCACUUCAACAGUCAGGGAGUUUGGAAAAACAAUGGAGGCAGUGAUGGUGGUGACAGUGGUACAGAAGGAGAGGUCACCACCACUGCCACUGAGCAGCCUUCCAGUCCCGGCAGUCAAUCCGUACAGCCUCCACCUCAGCAGGGUGCUGCGCAACAGCAGCAGCAUCCUGCUGAUCCUCAAGCUGACCGCCAUCAGCAGCAACACCCUGCCUCAGGAGGUGUCCGCCAGUCUAGUCGCCAAGUAGCGGAUUUUGGUCCCGUUCAUCCCGUUAAUCCGCACCUCAUUGCAGGAAAUCCCAAUUUCCAGGCAAACAAUGUACCUGGUCAAGAAAACGUCAACUUUAACACCAACCUUGGGCCUAACAUGGGCCAGCCUAUCGAGUCAGGGUGUAGCACGCCUCAACCGUCCGUCUUUGGUGAGAGCAUCCACCUGUGUGCGUGUGGUGAAGGGGAACUCCUGCCGAUGUGUCCCGAGCUUCCAGCUGACGUCUUCACCGCGUGCCUGACGACGCCCAUAACCAUGGCAGUGCGAUGGUUCCUGCUGCAACAUUGUGCCUACCCGCCCCCUCUCCAUAUUGCUGACAAGAUACCCGGAGAACUGCAUGACCGACGCACGGUGCUCGGAGAGCUCAAUUGGGUUUUCACGGCCAUAACUGACACCAUCGCGUGGAAUGUUCUCCCUCUCGAGCGGUUCCAGAAGCUGUUCAGACAAGACCUGCUGGUAGCGUCUCUCUUCCGGAAUUUCCUGCUAGCGGAGCGCAUCAUGCGCGGCUAUGGCUGCUGUCCGGUCUCUCUUCCCCGCCUUCCUCCUACGCACUGUCACUCAAUGUGGCAGUCAUGGGAUCUAUCACUGCAAAUGAUACACUCAAUGUGGCAGUCCUGGGAACAAAUUACCCGCAACGGCAAAGACCAACAGUUUGUCAUUCAUCCCUCUAAUUUACAG